Molecule: messenger RNA, 1158 nt
Organism: Heterostelium album PN500
Lineage: Eukaryota; Evosea; Eumycetozoa; Acytosteliales; Acytosteliaceae
Product: SIS domain-containing protein
Exons: 2
Coding region: 1-1158 (385 amino acids)
Biological process (GO): UDP-N-acetylglucosamine metabolic process; protein N-linked glycosylation; fructose 6-phosphate metabolic process
Molecular function (GO): carbohydrate derivative binding; L-glutamine:D-fructose-6-phosphate transaminase (isomerizing) activity
Source: RefSeq, a predicted model, not a curated record
AUGGAAGAAUUACUUAAAUUACAGAAACCAAGAUUACCAAAUAAAGAUGCACAUCCAUAUCAUAUGUAUGAUAUGAUCACUGAUACACCAGCUGCCCUUAGAAGAGUCUAUCAAGAGGAACAAGCCGUUAUCGAGUCUGUUGCUACUGUGUUACACUCUGAUCGUAUCAAUCGUAUCUUACUUGUAGGCAUCGGUACUUCAUGGCACGCAACUCUCAAUGCGGCCUAUCUUUUAAAUAAGGUAGGAGGCCUGGGUCUCUCAGACACCAAGACUGUUACAGCUUGGAAUAGUUUCGACUUUAUUCAACAACAACCAAAGAUCGAUAGUUCCUCUGCAGUCAUUAUUUUCUCACAUCGUGGUGUAAAGAAGUUCAGCUACCAAUCGUAUAUCCGUGCAAAGGAAGCUGGAUCGUAUACAAUUUUGCUCACUGGUGUCGGUAGCGCUCUUAUUGAGUCGCUCGAUGCAGUCAUUAGAACUUCAAAGCAAGAGCAAUCGUCGGCAUUCACUAUCAGCCAUUCCUGUUCUUAUUAUGUCUCUUUGAUUCUAUCGGUCGAGAUAGGACUAAAGAAUGGUGUGGACACUGCCAAGGACUUGAAGCAGAAUCAUCUCGCAAAAGUACCAGAGUAUUUUGAGUCAUUGCUUCAAGAUGAAACACCCUACAAACGAUGGGCAGAAUCUGCAAAGGACCGUUCAUACCUCCCAUUCGUAGGAUACCUUGGAAACGUAUCCAAUUGCUAUGAAGUUGCACUCAAGAUCAAAGAGGCUGCUUGGGUAGUUGCCGAAGGUUGUCAACUUGAACAAUUCAUCCACGGUCCAUUCGUAGCCGUCGACAACAAGACUGCAUUGACUACCAUAAUAACACCAGAUCCACUUGGUAAAGAAAGAUCUCAUCAAUUAUUAAAUGCAGCAAAACAUGUUGGAUCGGUUAUCUCUGCCAUUACAACCAAGAGCGAUACUACAACUGAAUCAAUUGUUGGAGUAGAGAAUACCAUUAAGUUGGUUGAUGUACCAGAUCCAAUUAGUAUUAUUACCAAUUUAGGAUGUCUUCAAUUGUUAACAUACCAUUUAGCACUGGCUAAAAAAACCAAUCCAGAUACAUUCCGUAGAGAUCAACCUCUGCAUUCUGAUGCAUUCACAACUGCAGGUCUACUUAUUUGA